Messenger RNA from Vanderwaltozyma polyspora DSM 70294, 2469 nucleotides. It is a transcript of the gene UBP3, whose product is annotated as mRNA-binding ubiquitin-specific protease UBP3. The transcript has a single exon. The record is from RefSeq and is a predicted model, not a curated record. The coding region runs from base 1 to 2469 and encodes 822 amino acids. Gene Ontology annotation, cellular component: cytosol; nucleus. NCBI's taxonomy places the organism in Eukaryota, Fungi, Ascomycota, Saccharomycetes, Saccharomycetales, Saccharomycetaceae. Gene Ontology annotation, biological process: protein deubiquitination. Gene Ontology annotation, molecular function: cysteine-type endopeptidase activity; cysteine-type deubiquitinase activity.
AUGUCUUCUUCAAAUUCCCACGAAAAUACCGAAGAGUCUUACUCAAUGUAUCCAAAAACUUCUUCUCCACCACCUCCUCCUCAUCAAGGUGGUGGCAUGCAUUUCCCUACUUACCAAGCGGCUAUGCCAAUAUAUGCUUACCCACAAACACCAUACUUAUAUGGUCAAAUACCAGCUUAUCCAUUUAAUAUGAUGGGUCAGAAUCAAAUGAUGUAUCAACAUGGUUCCAUGCCUCAAGGUGGUGAAUCUAAAAAGAAAUGGUCAAAUUCAGGUAGCGGAAUUUCUGGUUCAAAAGUUAAUCAUUAUCAAAAUCACCAACACAGCGCUAGUUAUCAUCCCCAAUCAUCUUCAACCAACUCUUCAAAUUCAAGCACUGGUUCUACUUUUUCACAGCCAAAGACACAAGCCACCACAAAUAACGUGGCUAGUACCAAAUAUAAAUUUUACAUCCCAAGUGCAAAUGAUGAAAAAACAAACAAUGUCUCUAUUGAAUUCCCAUUAUUUUUUAACACUUCGGAAGAAGAAUUUUCUAAGGCUAAAGAAGCUAGAUAUAGAUUAAGAGUUGAAUCCCUAGACAAUACUUUUGAAAAGAAAGAAACUGUGACUGAAUUUAGUCCAGUUGAGGAAAAGGAAGAAGUUCCAGAGACCAAUACCGCCGAAAUUAGUGAUACGCUAAACCAAAAGCCUGUAGGAAAACCAGAAGCUCCUAAUAAAGCUCCUUCUGAACCAAAACAUGUAACCACUGUAAAGACAUCCGAACCUGUAUCAGAAGAAAAUGAAAAGAAAGUCAUCGAAGACAAACAUGUUUCUACCAUACAGAGUGCUGCUGUUUUGCCUUCCUCUACAGAAACCCAGAAGCCUGCACCUAAAUCAUGGUCCGCAAUUGCAUCGAGCGCCAUCUCAAAACCAAAAUCCAUGAACCAUUCUCCAACAUCAAGCACAAAUAAUUUAAGUGGUCAAGGUUCAUCACAAGCUCCUCAGAGAAAAGAUAAAAAAUAUAUUCCAUCAACUACAUUAGGUGCCGAGCCAUUAGGUUCUAUAACAUUGAGAAUGUGUUUCGAUCCCGACUACCUUAAUUAUACCCAAAAUAAUAAUGAGUCUAUAUUACCAAUUGGUUCAAUCAUUCCAAGAGGUAUUGUUAACAGAGCCAAUAUUUGUUUCAUGAGUUCAGUUUUGCAAGUUUUAUUAUAUUGUAGACCAUUCAUUAGUGUUUUGAAUAUUGCAAGCACGAGGAAUUCUUAUUCAAAAGUUAAUUCAAACUCAAGCAAGCUAUUAGAUGCUUGUGUCACUAUAUACAAACAGUUUGAUAAACAAACUUACCAAAAGGAAAAAGAGAAUGAUAAGAACAAAGACAAGAAAUCCAAUGGUAAAGCCGUCGAAGAGAAACCAAUGAAUAACUUUGCACCUGCAUCUGAUGCUAUAAACCCUGAUGACUUUUAUAAAAUCUUAUCAACAUUACCUAAAUUCAAAGACUUACAAUGGGGUCACCAAGAGGAUGCAGAAGAAUUCUUAACUCACUUGUUAGAUCAAUUACAUGAAGAGUUUAUCUGUUCAAUCAAUUCCCUUACUGACAAUGAGAUAUUGAAUAUCGUACAAAGUAUUUCUGAUGAGGAAUUAAAAGUCUUUUUUGUUAGAAACUUACCUCAAUACAAGAAAGCUGAUUUCAUGAAGAAUGCCUCAUAUCAAUUAAAAUCAUUAAUUUCAAAAUAUGGCCCAAUGAGUGAUGACGAUGAUGAAACAAAUGGGUGGCAUGAGGUUAGCAGCACUAGCAAAAAAGGUAAGAAAACUAAAACUGCUGCAAAAAGAACCGUUGAAAUCGAACAAUCUCCUAUUUCCAACUUAUUUGGUGGUCAAUUCCGUUCUGUACUAGAUAUUCCAAAUAAUAAGGAAUCGCAAUCUAUCACACUAGACCCUUUUCAAACCAUCCAAUUGGAUAUCUCUGAUUCUUCUAUUGAUGAUUUAGAAACUGCUUUCAAGAAGUUUAGUGAAUAUGAAUUAUUGCCAUUUAAAUCAUCUUCUGGAAGUGAUGUGGAGGCUAAAAAGCAAACUUUUAUCGAUAAGCUUCCCCAGGUUCUUUUAGUUCAAUUAAAGAGAUUUUCAUUCAUUAACAACACCGAUAAAGACAACAAUAUGACAAACUAUAAUGCUUAUAAUGGUCGCAUUGAAAAAAUUCGUAAGAAGAUUAAGUAUGAUCACGAAUUGACUAUACCAUUAGAAUCGUUAUCUCCUGCAUCUAUCGAUACUAAAAAUAGAGCAUACGAAUUGACAGGUGUAAUUUAUCAUCAUGGAUUAAGUUCUGAUGGUGGACACUACACAGCUGAUGUGUAUCAUAAAGAAUUGGACAAGUGGUAUAGAAUCGAUGAUGUAAAUAUUAUAGAAUUAGAAAAGGAUGAUGUUUUGAAAGGUGGCGAAGAUGGCAAUGACACAAGAACCGCUUAUAUCUUAAUUUACAGAAAAAAGAAUAAUUAA